This is a messenger RNA of Funneliformis mosseae, 282 nucleotides long. The record is from the annotation of a GenBank genome assembly. NCBI's taxonomy places the organism in Eukaryota, Fungi, Glomeromycota, Glomeromycetes, Glomerales, Glomeraceae.
AUGUCUAUUAGUACCCCUGAAAUAAAUAGUAAAAACGGAAAGCUUGAGGGGUGUUAUACAAUAUUCUGUGACUCGCAAUUAUUGUUACACGGGACCGUUCAAAAUAUCAAUAUAAGGAAGAAAACGUUGAAUGAAGGAAAGCAGUUAUUGCUUAUGGGAUGGAUAAGCAAUUCUUUUGAUGAACGAAAUGUUCUGUCCUUUUAUUUCGAUGGUGGAACUUUUGAUGUCUCAUCCUUAAUCUUUAAAGAAAGAAUUCUCGAAGUAAAAGCCGUUGCUGAUUAA